AUGCAUAUUCUCGUGGUAAAUGAUGAUGGACCUCCCUCCAACAAGUCCUCUCCCUAUGUCCACUCCCUCGUCCAAAAUCUCCAAGCCGCCGGCCACAUAGUUUCAGUCGUCCUUCCCCAUACCCAACGUUCAUGGAUAGGCAAAGCGCACAUGGUCGGACAAACCGUCAAACCCACGUAUUUCAGACCUGGCACCCUUCACGAAGAUGACGGUACAACGCAUGCUCGUCCCUCGAGCGAUAAUAUAGAAGAAUGGGUAUUAGUAGAUGGCACACCUGCAUCAUGCGUACAAAUUGGUCUUUAUCAUUAUUUCAAAGAUAGAGGACCAGUAGACUUGGUUGUUAGUGGACCAAACUAUGGAAGAAAUAGUACGGCGGUUUUCAGUUUGAGUAGUGGGACUAUUGGAGGGGCGAUGGAGGCGGCGGUUUGCAAGAGAAAGGCCAUUGCGUUGAGCUUUGCGUUUUUCACGAGAAAUCAUGAUCCAGAAAUUAUUGGAGGCGCUAGUAGAGUCGGAGUGAAGAUUAUCGAGUAUUUGUAUAACAAUUGGGGUGAGGGGGUGGAUUUGUAUACGGUUAAUGUUCCGUUGGUGGAGGGAGUGGAGAAGAACAAGAUUUUGUGGACAAACAUGUUACAGAACUACUGGGGAGAAGGAAGUUGCUUUGAGGAGGUAGACGGAAACGAUGAGGAUGCUGAUGAGGAAGAAGAGAAGAUUAGAGAAAAGGAGGGGCAGCAGGGGGAGGGAGAUGGAGAGGGGAAGAAGGCUGUCGGGCACACACACAAACAUUUCAAAUGGGCACCAAGGUUCACAGACGUCUAUAAGAGUGUAGAAGAAGCUGAACCUGGUAAUGAUGGCUGGGCUGUCAAGGAGGGUUACACAAGCGUCACUCCAUUAAAGGCAAAUUUCAUGCAUGCUACUGCAGCGACACAAGGAGAGUUGAAGUUACCAUCCUCAGAUCCAAUACCAUCACUAUCGGAUCUCUCCCUUCAAGAGCCCAAGUCAAAACAACCUCAUUUUUACGCCUAUAUCGACUACGAAGAUUCUUAUGUUCAACCACUAAUCCUUUCGGCUCUGAAACAGCUCCCUCAAUCUUCAUUUACACUUCUCUCUUCUCCCUCCGACCUCCCAACUCCAGAAUCACCAUACCUCCAUAUUUCAUCAUACGAAACCAUCCCUUUUGAUGAAAUAACAUCGAAACCUACAACCUCCCUUACAAAUGCCUACGUUAUCCGCAAAGCCCUCAUUCGUAAACACUAUUUGAGUGAAACAUCCCAUAUAUGGUGUGUUAAGAACCCUGACUCUAUUCUCAAAACAAACAUCAAGCGCGCAGAGCAUUUCGAGGUCGACUACGCCGAGUUCUUAGAUGAUGCGGUGGUAGAAUGUUGGGACUUGAAGGAAAGUUUUGCACGAAACGAAAAAGUUGACGAAGAAGGAGGUAACGCCUCAGAUAGAGAAUGGUGGAUAUUGAAACCGGGAAUGAGUGAUAGAGGACAGGGCAUUAGGUUGUUUUCCUCUUACGAAGAACUCCUUGCCAUCUUCGAAGGAUGGGAAGAGGACGCACCUGAUUCCGAUGAAGAAGACGAAGAAGUUGAGAAUCAUGACGAUGAUGAGAAAGAUUAUAUCCAAACAUCACAUCUUCGUCAUUUCCUCGCACAACCAUAUAUCCACCCACCACUUCUCCUCGCCCCCGAUGCUGAUACAACAGCACCGAAAAAUACUAAGUUCCAUAUCAGAACAUAUGUUCUCGCUUCUGGAGCCCUGGAUAUUUACGUCUAUAAAUCCAUGUUAGCCCUCUUCGCUAGCUCGGCAUAUGUUCCUCCCUGGUCUUCAUCCUCUUCCUCGGGCGAAAUAGAUCUUAACCCGCAUCUCACAAAUACCUGUAUACAAACCUCGGACUCGAAGAAAAAUGCCGUGCAUCUUCUUUCUUCUCUUCCCUUCCCCGCCUCUCUACAUGAGAAAAUCCAAACCCAAAUAUCUAAAUUGACAGCAGAGAUUUUCGUAGCAGCCGCUAAGGAAAUGAGUAUUCAUUUCCAACCAUUGCCAAAUGCGUUUGAAGCAUUUGGACUUGAUUUCUUGGUGGAUGCGGAUGGAGAGGUCUGGUUAUUGGAGGUUAAUGCGUUCCCGGAUUUCGGACAGAGUGGAGAGGAGUGCAAGGCGGUUGUGGAGGGAUUUUGGAAGGAGGUUGUUGGGAAGAGUGUUGGUGGAUUUUUUGGCGUGGGGUCCGAGGGUGGUAAGGAGGGAGAAGAGCAGUUGGUGAGAGUUGGGGGUGUGGAUUUGGGGAGAAAGUAG
This is a messenger RNA of Botrytis deweyae, 2286 nucleotides long. RefSeq lists its product as uncharacterized. Gene Ontology annotation, cellular component: P-body. Lineage: Eukaryota; Fungi; Ascomycota; Leotiomycetes; Helotiales; Sclerotiniaceae. Gene Ontology annotation, biological process: protein modification process. The record is from RefSeq and is a predicted model, not a curated record. The coding region runs from base 1 to 2286 and encodes 761 amino acids. The transcript has 4 exons. Gene Ontology annotation, molecular function: hydrolase activity.